Sus scrofa (pig) is the source of this 3062-nucleotide messenger RNA. RefSeq names its product transmembrane protein 74 (gene TMEM74). Lineage: Eukaryota; Metazoa; Chordata; Mammalia; Artiodactyla; Suidae. The record is from RefSeq and is a predicted model, not a curated record.
CUGGGGCGAGGGAGAUACCCUGGGAGCCUGGCGGAGCUGGGGAGCUCAUCCCCACUCCCUUCCCAAGGUGCCUGCCUUACCUCGGGGUAUUUGGCGAACGCAGCCCAACUCCCGGCCUCGGCCGACACCGAUUUCACCUGGAAUGGGUUGUUUGAUUUGGUGGGGGACACCGCUGCCCGGGGCUUGCGGCGCGCCCUCUGUACAGCGCGCGCAGGACGGAUCCUGAGGUCGCCUCCCCUAGACCAGCCUCGCCCGUGUCAGUUAGUUCCAAUGCAAAUAUUAAGGCUGUGAAUUUCUGGCAGACGGACGAGGCUGCAGAGAAACUCUACUAAUAGGAGAGAAGUGUGUGUGUGUGUGUUUUAAACAAACUUCAAUGCAGAGCAGAAAACAUGUGGAUUUCCUCUCCCUCAUUUUAAGUGAAUUGCCAGGUGGACCUUCAGAUAUCCUUACCUGUGUUUCUGUGUGGGUUACCAGCUGUUGAAGCUGUUGAAUUUUGAAGCAUAAUAAGCCUCCAAGCUGAAACCUUCCUUCUCUUUGAGGGAUCCUGUCACUGAAAUGUGUGAGUCCUUGGAUAAAUUUGGCUUGGUGACGGCAAUGCUUUCUUCAGAGACACUGCCACUUCCUCCAUGCUCCUUUUCUACCCUGACCUGAGUUCCUUCGUGUUACUCCCUGUGAUAAAUCAGAGGAUUUGCCCUUUUCACACUUUUCCUAUCACUUGGUAGCCUCUCCUUUCUCUUACCUCUUUUAGGAGGAAGUGGGUGUGAAGUGUCAAAAGCUACAAAGGAGAUGAAGGCCUUAGGAACAAUACUCCUGGUGGUGUAGCCUUAGCUCCUGUUGGGUUCUUAUCUAAUUGUGUUGCUAUCGGCAGACUUUCUGUCUGGAAGCUGCUGGGGAUGUCUGACUAGCUCCAAUGGAGCUCCACUACCUUGCUAAGAAGAGCAGCCAGGCAGCCCUGUGUGAUGCUGUGGACAGGAGCUCAGGAGGGCUUUCGGGGGACCAGGCAGAUGCAGCAGCCACCAAAGCUGCUUUCCGCUGCCAGAGGUAUUGUAUGUCAACAUCAAGAGCACUGGAGAUGGAAGGGUCUAAACUUAGCUCUUCCCCAGCAUCCCCUUCGCCCACUCUGCAAGAAAAUGUUAUUCAGCCAGACUCCUUGCCACCAGGACCUCUCAACUCAGGGAACAAUCUAAUAACAGCAGAACGGAAAGUCUGCAACUGCUGCACCCAGGAAUUAGAGACCUCUUUUACCUACGUGGAUGAGAAUGUCAACCUGGAGCAAAGGAACCAGAGCUCCCCUUCAGCAAAAAGGAGUAAUCAUCUGGGAGACCUGGGCUGGGGAAAUUCAAAUGAGUGGUCUCACGAGGCUGCCAUAUCCCUGAUAUCCGAAGAUGAAGAUGAUACAAGUUUGGAAGCCACCUCUUCAGGGAAGUCAGUAGACUAUGGUUUCAUCAGCGCCAUCUUAUUCUUAGUCACUGGCAUCUUGCUGGUGAUCAUCUCUUACAUUGUCCCACGGGACGUGACUGUGGAUCCCAACAUGGUAGCGGCCCGGGAAAUGGAACGCCUGGAGAAGGAGAGUGCGAAGUUAGGGGCUCACCUGGACCGCUGUGUGAUUGCCGGACUCUGCCUCCUCACACUUGGGGGGGUUGUUCUGUCCUGUUUGCUAAUGAUGUCCAUGUGGAAGGGGGAGCUGUAUCGUCGUGACAGGUUUGCCUCUUCCAAAGAGUCUGCUAAACUCUAUGGUUCCUUCAACUUCAGGAUGAAAACUAAUGAAAACACCCUGGAACUGUCCUUGGUAGAGGAAGAUGCUCUCACUGUACAGAGUUAGUUCUGGUUGUGAACUUUCUGAGAGUCUGCCUUGGCAUUUUAUAUGAGAAAACACAAAGCAAAACACAACACAACACAUUUCUUAAGUUAGUGCAGUUUAUUUGCCAGGCAAGAAAAGUUGAUUUCCCAAACUAACAUCCAGUGAGUGUUUUUGUACUCUAUAUAUUUUUUAUUUAGAAGAAAAACCAUGUAAGAUGCAUUAAGAAAUCACACCCAGUUACACCAGUCCCUCUAAAGAGCUGAGACUAAUUAAUCUAUAAUGGUCAUCAGCUUCUACUUCUACAGCAAAAUAUUUCUAACAAUUAAUGCACAAAUGAUUUCUUUAACAUGAUAUGGGAUAUUAUUCUUUGGACACUGGGAAGUGUAGGAUCAAUUAGUAACCUAUUUUGUAAAACAGAACGUAAGCACUAAUCACAUAAUAAGGCUUACAUUCUCUAAGGUGCUUAUCCAUUUUCUUGCUAAAUUUAUUCUUCCUAUAAUUUGGCUAAGCACUAAAAUAUAGAGUUUUGUGUUUGAAUAUUUUGAAGCUUGAUGAUACUCAUUAUUUAAAAAAAUAUAAAAACACAUAUGUUGUAAGUCAAAAUUAUUCCUGUACUCAGAAGUGGUAACUAAGUCUUUAAAAUAAACUUUCUAGUAAAAUAAAAUGAUAUAAAUCAUUAUGAGACCAAUCUGAAUUUAACUCAGAAUGGUAGUUCCAGAUAUUAGCCAGUGUUGCAUGCCCAUUUUCUAGAUUAAAUAAAAUUGCUGAUGUAAAUUUCAUUUUCUGUUUGUGAUUUAGCCAUCAUAUUGGUUAUAUGUGCUCCUAAAGUCUUUACUGGCUCUCACACCAGGGAAGCAAAGCAUAAAAUGUUUUCAUCCUAUUUCCAGGUAUCCAAACAUCUAGGCAGGCUGAAUCCUGAUUGGCUCAGGCACAUUCCCAGGUGAUGUUUUGUUGUUUUUGGAGAAAACUUCCAAUACAAAUGCAGCUAGACUCCUGGGGACUGUGUCUGGAAACCAGUAUCAUUUGCUCUAGGCCAAGCAACAAGUCAUUGCCCCAGGAUGGCAGCAGCCCUUAAACUCACAGCCAAAAAAUUAAAAUGCAAAGAGAAAGAUUAAAUGCACCUAUUCAGUACGAACUGCACUCCUCACUACAACUCACCUCCCUGUAAAAAUGGUGUAGGUAUCGUUCCGAGCACUUUAUAUCCAGGCCCCCAGUAACUCUGAGAUCUUGCCUCAUUAAGUUCAUAGUUGCUCGAUUAAAA